Messenger RNA from Phoenix dactylifera (date palm), 2988 nucleotides. RefSeq names its product protein transport protein SEC23 E-like. Gene Ontology annotation, cellular component: COPII vesicle coat; endoplasmic reticulum exit site. NCBI's taxonomy places the organism in Eukaryota, Viridiplantae, Streptophyta, Magnoliopsida, Arecales, Arecaceae. Gene Ontology annotation, biological process: endoplasmic reticulum to Golgi vesicle-mediated transport; COPII-coated vesicle cargo loading; intracellular protein transport. The record is from RefSeq and is a predicted model, not a curated record. Gene Ontology annotation, molecular function: zinc ion binding; GTPase activator activity.
UUUUUUGCGCAAUUUAGAGCAAUUAGGAGUUAGUCUACCAGAGCGGACGACACCGACCUGGAUCCAAAUAAAAUCCCCGCCGCCCACCCGAGAGUUCCCCCAACCCAAUUCUCCAACGCUCCCCUUCCCUCCCCGCCAUAACCGGGGCGGCAGCCGGAGCGAUCACCCGUUAUUGAUCCACCACCACCACCGCAACGAUGGCGGAGGACCUGGCCGGGGGCGUCGCAGGAGCGGCGGCGUCGGUGGACCCCGAUGGCCCCGACGGCGUCCGCAUGACGUGGAACGCGUGGCCCCGAUCGAAGGUGGAGGCGAGCAAGUGCGUUAUCCCCGUGGCGGCGUCCAUCGCCCCGAUCCGGGCAUCUCCCUCCCUCCUCGUCCUCCCCUAUGCUCCACUUCGGUGCAAGCCCCCCUGCGCCGCGGUCCUCAACCCCUUCGCCCGCGUCGACUUCGCCGCCAAGAUCUGGAUCUGCCCCCUCUGCUUCUCUCGCAACCACUUUCCUCCGCACUACGCCGCCAUCAGCGAGACCAACGUCCCCGGCGAGCUCUAUCCCCAGUGCACCACCGUCGAGUACGCCCCCCCGCCUAUCGACGCCGCCGCAGCCGCCAUCCCGCCACCCGUCUUCCUCUUCGUUCUCGACACCUGCCUCAUCGAGGAGGAGCUGGGAUUCGUCAAGUCCGCCAUGCGCCGCGCCAUCGGCCUCCUCCCCGACCACGCCCUCGUCGGCCUCGUUACUUUCGGCACCCAGGUCUACCUGUACGAGCUCGGCUUCUCCGAUCUGUCCAAGAUUUACGUCUUCCGAGGCACCAAAGAGAUCUCCAAGGAGCAGAUCCUGGAUCAGCUUGGCCUCUCCGCUGCCGGUCUUCGCCCCGGUACUGCAGGGGCCUCUGGGUACCCCAAAGCGAGGCUCCAAGCCAACGGAUUGCUUCCUUCCGGGUCCGUCAAUAGGUUCCUGCUCCCGGCCUCCGAUUGUGAAUACGCUCUUAAUGCGCUGUUAGAUGAGCUGCAGACGGAUCAGUGGCCUGUGGAAGCUGGAAACCGGGCUCUGCGGUGCACUGGGGUUGCUCUCAGUGUUGCGGCUGGCUUAUUGGGAGCAUGCAUUCCCGGUACUGGGGCUCGCAUCAUAGCUUUGGUCGGCGGGCCAUGUACGGAGGGCCCUGGAAUGAUUGUGUCAAAAGAUUUGUCAGAGCCAGUACGUUCACAUAAAGAUCUUGACAAAGAUGCAGCUUCACAUUUCCACAAAGCUGUUAAAUUUUAUGAUAAUCUUGCCAAACAGCUGGUUAACCAGGGCCAUGUCUUGGACCUUUUUGCUUCUGCACUUGAUCAGGUUGGGGUUGCAGAAAUGAAAGUUGUUGUUGAAAGAACAGGUGGUCUUGUUGUUUUGGCUGAAAGUUUUGGACACUCAGUCUUUAAAGACUCUUUCAAGCGAAUUUUUGAGGAUGGUGAACAAUCUCUUGGUCUUUCUUUUAAUGGUACACUUGAGAUCAACUGUUCCAAAGACAUCAAAAUUCAGGGAGUUAUUGGACCGUGUACGUCUUUGGAAAAGAAAGGAGCUCUUUGUGCUGAUACAAUCAUAGGCCAGGGAAAUACGACUUCAUGGAGGAUGUGUGGUCUCGAUAGGAGUACUUGUUUGACCGCCUUCUUUGAUAUAUCACCAAGUGAACGGUCAAGCCAGCCAGGAAGUACAAAUCCACAAUUAUACAUACAGUUUUUGACAAACUAUCAGAAUCCUGAAGGUCAAAUGAGGCUACGAGUUACAACUGUCACUAGGAGAUGGGUGGAUGGUUCUGCCAAUACAGAGGAAUUGGUUGAAGGGUUUGACCAGGAAACUGCAGCUGUUGUUUUAGCAAGAUAUAUAUCCUUGAAGAUGGAGAUGGAGGAAGAGUUUGAUGCAACACGAUGGUUGGACAGAUCCCUCAUCCGCCUUUGCUCGCGAUUUGGUGACUAUCGAAAAGAUGAUCCUGCUUCCUUCACAUUGCAUCCAAAUUUCUCAAUAUUUCCACAAUUUAUGUUUAAUCUUCGGCGCUCGCAAUUCGUACAGGUUUUUAACAAUAGUCCAGAUGAGACUGCUUAUUUCCGUAUGUUGUUGAAUCGGGAGAGUGUUACCAAUUCCGUUGUCAUGAUUCAGCCUUCACUGCUUUCAUAUUCCUUUAAUUCACCUCCUGCUCCUGCAUUGUUGGAUGUAGCAUCUAUAUCGGCAGACCGUAUCCUAUUGCUUGAUACAUAUUUUAGUGUUGUUAUUUUUCAUGGUAUGACGAUUGCUCAAUGGCGCAACAUGGGCUAUCAGAAUCAGCCAGAGCAUCAGGCCUUUGCUCAGCUAUUACAAGCUCCUCAAGAUGAUGCACAAAUGAUCAUUAGAGAUCGUUUUCCUGUUCCCAGAUUAGUUAUUUGUGAUCAACAUGGCUCCCAGGCAAGAUUUUUGUUGGCAAAGUUGAACCCAUCAGCUACAUAUAACUCUGCGCAUGAGGUGGCUCCAGGCUCUGAUAUCAUCUUCACAGACGAUGUCAGCCUUCAAGUAUUCUAUGAACAUCUUCAGAGGCUGGCUGUUCAGUCAUGAGGACAUCAUUCUUCAACAUUGGUCCUCAUAUAUAGUCAAUGUCAAGCCAGUCUUCUCACUGAAAUAAUUGCGCAUCAAAUCUUUUUGAUGUUGGAUGAUGAAUCCAGCUUACAGGAACAAAGAUAUUAGAUAGCUGGCUGUUUUGAUAUACUUAGAUGAGGGAUGGUUUGAGCGACUCAUUAUCUCAGUUUGUAAGUUUGAUAUUAAAGGAUUUUGUAUACGGAUCUGAGUUAUGAUACUGUAGACUGGAAUUUUAGAGCGAGGCCAUACCUUUUAUUCCCUGUGACAUUUGCUUCCGUCCUCCCCCCCACCCCGUCUCUCUCUCUCUCUGGUCGGAGAAAGCCUAGUCAAAAUCAGGAUGAGGGUGGGAUCAAAUCCAGCCCAGUGAGUAUGUCAAUUCAAUGUUGUCAUCUUCUUCUGGACAACUUUCUUA